AUGACUCUCAGAGAGCGCACGGCCCAGGUGGCAGAGAAGUGCCAGAUCAAGCACGACUACUAUGACAACAACGCUGAGGGCGCGCAAAAGAGUAAAUAUCUUUGGAGUCCUGACCUAGCUCCGGUUGAGCCUGCACGACGGACAUGGGGUUGGUACAACUUCAUGAAUCUCUGGAUCUCGGCCUCGUUCAAUGUCAAUACGUGGCAGCUUGCCGGGAGCUACGUCGCCGCCGGUCUCGCCUGGUGGCAAGGUUGGCUUUGUAUCUGGGCAGGAUAUAUUCUGACGGGUGUCUUCGUCUCACUCGGAGGCCGAAUGGGGGCAAUGUACCACAUUUCGUUUCCCGUGGCGAUUCGCUCUUCUUUCGGCAUCUAUGGGUCGAUUUGGCCAGUGCUCAAUCGUAUUGUCCUGGCCAUUAUCUGGUACUCCGUCCAGGGCUGGAUUGGAGGACAAUGUCUUUAUCUCAUGCUGUGUGCGGUUUGGCCAGGGACCGCUCGAAUCCCAAAUCAUCUCCCAGCGUCCGCUCAGACAGAUACAAAGCAUAUGAUGUGCUUUUUCCUGUUCUGGCUCUGUCAACUGAUCGGCAUAUACUUCCCUUUGCACAAAGUCAGACAUCUAUACACUAUCAAGGCGGUGACAGCUCCCAUUGGAGGCAUCGCAUUCGCUGCAUGGGUGGCUGUGAGAGCAGGCCACGGUGCCGGUCCCGUCAUGUCUCAAAGCAGCUCCCUCAAAGGUAGUGCCUUGACAUGGACCGUGAUCCAAGCCAUCAUCUCCUCCUUGGACAAUUUCAGCACAUUCAUUCUGAAUGACUCCGAUUUUUCGCGGUUUUCAAAGAAACCUUCCAAUGCCCUCUGGUCUCAACUCAUUACAGUUCCAGUCUCAUUCUCAGUCACUUCCCUGGUUGGUUUGAUCGUCUCCAGCUGCAGCGCUACAUUAUACGGCUCCCCGCUUUGGAAUCCUUUGGACGUCUUGGAGCGAUUUGUUACCGACAGUCCAUCCAGCAGCGACAGGGCCGGGGUUUUCUUCCUCGCUCUGAUCUUUGUCUAUGCUCAGGCCAUGACAAAUCUGACAGGUGCAAACUCUGCGGGAAGUGACUUUACCGCUCUGUUCCCUCGAUACCUCAAUAUUCGACGUGGUGGGUAUGUUGCCGCAGUGUUGUCUUUUGCCUGCGUGCCGUGGAAACUCUUAUCCAGCAGCAACAACUUCUUAGCAUACGUCGGUGCCUACAGUGUCUUCCUUUCUGCGUUCGUCGGACCUUAUUUCUGUGAUUACUUUAUCGUCCGCCGAGGUCAUCUUGCAGUUGACCAGUUGUACUCCAACAAGUCGUCCGAUCUCUACUGGGGCUUGGGCGGGUUUGGCAUCAACGCUUACGUGGGAUACCUAUGCGGAUUGAUAUUCAACAUCGUUGGUGUUGCCGGAGCGAUGGGAGCAUCGAUACCGAUUGGUGCCUGGUACUUGUAUCAGUUCAACUUCCUCAUGGGUGUUUUCGUAAGUGGAGGAGUAUACUACCUGAUGUGCAGAUUCGGACCUUUCAAGGUCGAAUGUAACAAGGGCUGGAAUGAAACGGGAGACGCUGCCCUCAUUCCAUCGAUUAUGAUCAAUGGUGUUGAUCCAUAUGCACAGGCCAGGGGAGAUUCAGAAGCCAGCGUCGUUGUUGAAACAAAGGACAGCGAGGUACAGUCAGUUGUGGAGACGUUCAAGCAUUAA
This is a messenger RNA of Fonsecaea pedrosoi CBS 271.37, 1704 nucleotides long. RefSeq lists its product as uncharacterized. The record is from RefSeq and is a predicted model, not a curated record. Gene Ontology annotation, molecular function: nucleobase transmembrane transporter activity. Gene Ontology annotation, cellular component: plasma membrane. Bases 1 to 1704 code for a protein of 567 amino acids. The transcript is spliced from 10 exons. Gene Ontology annotation, biological process: nucleobase transport; transmembrane transport. NCBI's taxonomy places the organism in Eukaryota, Fungi, Ascomycota, Eurotiomycetes, Chaetothyriales, Herpotrichiellaceae.